Messenger RNA from Aphanomyces invadans, 1591 nucleotides. RefSeq lists its product as hypothetical. The record is from RefSeq and is a predicted model, not a curated record. The transcript has 7 exons. Bases 1 to 1557 code for a protein of 518 amino acids. Gene Ontology annotation, molecular function: oxidoreductase activity, acting on the CH-NH2 group of donors, NAD or NADP as acceptor; iron-sulfur cluster binding. Lineage: Eukaryota; Oomycota; Saprolegniomycetes; Saprolegniales; Verrucalvaceae.
AUGGUGCUGCGCCUACAACGCAUUUCGGCGCGGACGUUGAGCACGUCGACGUCGCAUGCCCCCAAGAUCAUGUCUGGCCGAGUGGAGCGGUCCUUCAUUGAGAUUCCACGCGCCCCUGAUGCCUACCGCCCUGCCACCGAGAGGAUUCAAGAUUGGCAUGAAAUCAACACAACCUACCGCGCCCCCGCCGAGCGCAAGGCGCAAGCGGGAAGAUGCAUGGAUUGCGGGACGCCGUUCUGCCAGAGUCGCCAUUUGUCGGGAUGCCCCGUCGCGAAUUUGAUUCCAGAAUGGAAUGCGCUGGUGUACCGUGACGAGUGGCGCGAAGCACAUCUACGUUUGAGCGCCACCAACAACUUCCCUGAAUUCACGGGGCGCGUGUGUCCUGCUCCAUGUGAAGGUGCCUGUGUGGCAGGACUUGUGGAAGAACCUGUGACGAUCAAGAACAUUGAAUAUGCAAUCGUCGACCGGGCUUGGGAGGAAGGAUGGAUCACCCCACGACUUCCUCCUAUGCGAACGGGGUUGAAUGUUGCCGUCGUGGGGUCGGGUCCUGCGGGGCUGGCGGCGGCCGAUGAGCUCAACCAAAUGGGGCACUCCGUGGCCGUGUUUGAGAGGGAAGAUCGCAUUGGAGGCCUCUUGAUGUACGGCAUUCCAAACAUGAAGCUGGACAAGUCCACCGUGAACCGACGCAUCCAGCUCCUGCAUGACGAAGGCAUUACAUUCCGAACAAAUGCAGACGUAGGUUCAAAUGUUCGCGAAUCUCUUGCCGACAUGGAUGCGAUUGUGCUGUGCACGGGAGCGUCGAUUCCUCGCCACGCCGACGUUCCUGGAAAAGAUCUCGCGGGGGUGCAUUUUGCCAUGGAAUUUCUCACGAGCAACCAAAAGCGCCUGCUUGCGAGCAAAGAGGGAUCCCUCAAGAGUCGGUGGAACAAGGAUUGGAUCAAUGCCGAAGGCAAGGAUGUUGUGGUUAUUGGCGGCGGCGACACCGGCACGGACUGCAUCGCGACAGCACUGCGUCAUCGAUGCCGCUCUAUCGUGAACCUUGAGCACAACACGGCGCCACCACUAACGCGCAGCCCCGCAAAUCCGUGGCCUCAAUACCCCAAGAUCCAUGGGGUAGAUUACGGCCACGCUGAAGUCCUCGCCGUGUUUGGCGAAGACCCAAGACAAUAUGAGCGAUCUACUGUGCGCUUUGAAGGCGACGAAUUGGGACAUCUCACGCAUGUGGUCACGGCGUGGUCGAGGACUCUAGAAGAUGGAAGCAAGGAGGCGAUUCCAGGAACGGAGAAAAAAUACCCAUGUGACUUGGCCAUCCUCGCUAUGGGGUUCCUGCAUCCAGACCAAGCAUUGCCGCAAACACUGCAAUUGCAAAUAGACUCUCGCAAGAACAUUUGGACCGAAAACUACGUCACAUCCAUGCCUGGGGUCUUUGCGGCAGGGGAUUGUCGCCGUGGUCAAUCACUGGUUGUAUGGGCUAUUCACGAAGGCCGUGACGUGGCACAAAAGGUGCAGCAGUACUUUGUAAGCGAAGGCCUUGCAGACGAAUCGGUUCGCAAGUAGCAAAUUAAUGCAAGAAAUUCAUCUAUCGGAAUAA